GUUGGACCUGGUUCCUGGUUCCCGGCUCUCUCUCUCUACUCGUUUCUCCUUCUUCUUUGUUUGAGCUCCUUGUGGCUUGUGGCGCCCAUUUUCUAUCUACUUUCUGAUAAUCUCGAGGGCCUUUGGCUUUCCCUUCCAGUUCAUCUCUCAUGGCGGCCGAGCUCUUGUCUUACGGGAACCAUCAGUUGAGUUCCAUUGCCUGGCUUCGCAAAUUUCAGGCGUCGUCUCGUGCUCGGCUCCCAGUGACACAGAGACUCAGCUGCGGCCGCUUCGGCGUUCCACGUCGUCAUCUGCGGGCGCAACUAUGGGAGAAUGCGGUAUCAUGCCCUCCUCAGGAUAACGUGUGGAAUGCUGAAGAAAGCUACUCUAACCUGCAAGUACAGACGCUCAGAAAUUUCCCGAAGGAGCAACUUCAUGGGAAAGUCGUGUUGGUACGAUUUGAUUCCAGAAUUCUGUUGAACGAAUCACAAGCUUCUAACUUUCCAACAGAUAAAGCCUGCUUUACAAUCAACUAUUUACAUCGCGCUGGGGCCAAGGUUAUAUUAACCAGUUCUUGGGACCACAACGAAGGUUCCAGGAUUUUAUCGGAUGAAUCUGCCGCAGAUUAUUUAUCUGAGCUUUUGCAACUUAGAGUCACCGCGGCUAGCUGCAUUUGUGGUGGCAUUCAUUUGCAAAUGGAUGGACAGGGAUCUGGUGAUAUUCUUUUAAUUCAGAACCUUAAAAAUCAUAAAGAAGAAUUUGCCAAUUGUUCCACCUUUGCUAGAAGACUGUCAAUGGGUGUUGACAUCUUUGUGAAUGAUACUUUAUCCCAGUCUCAUAGGAUACUAGCAUCAACAGUUGGUGUGGCACGCUUCACCUAUGCCUCAAUAGCUGGUUUUCAUUUUGAAGAAGAACUAUCUGUAUUAAUGAAGGCGAUGAAACCACCACACCGACCAUAUAUUGCAGUUAUUGGUGGUGGUAAUCUUUCUGAGAAGAAAAAAGCUCUGCAAUAUCUCAUUUCAAGAUGCGACGUACUGGUCUUCAUUGGUAGGAUGGCGUUUCAGUUUAUGCAUGCAUUAGGAAUGCCUGUUCCUCCAAAUCUUGUAGAAUCUGGUUCAAUCAAGGAUGCAACAAUGUUGAUUCGUUUUGCACAAGAAAGAAAUGUAUAUAUUAUGGUUCCAGAAGAUUUUUUGUGUACGAAAGUAUCCAGUCCAAACACUUUCAGUGUCAUUUCAUCUAACUGUUCGUUGAAUGGUUGGAAGCCUGUUGACAUUGGACCAAAGACAUUACAGAAGUUAUCAUCACUACUUCUGAAAGGCAAGACGGUCUUUCGGAUUGGUCCAGCAAAUUUUGAUUUGUCACAGAAAGUGAUAAAUGGAGAAUUGAGUUUGAAUUCUCUCUUAAGUAGAAUUGGUCACGAUGGUUGCUGUGCAAUUAUGGUUGGAGCGGCAGCAUGCAGGGGAAUUAGUAAUGCCAUAAAUUCACAAUCUGUACAUUAUAUGUUUGAUGGUGCCUCAGUUAUGUGGGAGCUUCUUAAAGGAAGAAAUCUUCCAGGUGUUGCUGCAUUAGACAAGGCAUACCCACUUGCUGCUGAUUGGGGAAAUAUUUUUCCUAAUCCAACUCUGCCAUUGUUUGUUGACAUUGGAAGCGGUAAUGGUCUAUUUCUUUUUAGAAUGUCUAGAUCAAGGAAGAACAAAAAUUUUUUGGGACUUGAGAUAAAUAAAAAGCUUGUUAGUCAAUGUCUGGACACUGUGAACCUCUCAAGUUCAAAAAAUCUGCACUUCAUCAAUACAAAUGCUACCACUACAUUUCGCUUUAUAGUUUCAAGAUACAAAGGGAUGUUGUCAUGUGUGUCAAUCCAGUGUCCAAACCCUGAACAUCACAGCAUUCCCCAUAGAUGGAAGGUCUUACAACGUCCACUGGUGGAAGCAGUUGCAGAUUUACUUCCAUUAGGUGCAAAGGUAUUUUUGCAAUCUGAUAUUGAGCAAGUUGCAUCGAAGAUGAAGGAUCAGUUUAUACUUUAUAGCAAGGGCAGACUAGCAGUGCACUGUGAUGAGAUUGGAGUUGAUGUUGACUCUGAUGGUUGGCUUAAGGAGAACCCUUUUGGCAUACGGUCAGACUGGGAGCAACAUGUAAUUGAUAGAGGGGGUUCCAUGUAUAGAAUCAUGCUUUCCAAAGUCAUUGAAUAAAAAUGAGGACAAACUGUUUAGCUAUCAA
Molecule: messenger RNA, 2196 nt
Organism: Nymphaea colorata (pocket water lily)
Lineage: Eukaryota; Viridiplantae; Streptophyta; Magnoliopsida; Nymphaeales; Nymphaeaceae
Exons: 13
Coding region: 150-2168 (672 amino acids)
Biological process (GO): glycolytic process; tRNA modification; gluconeogenesis
Cellular component (GO): cytosol
Molecular function (GO): ATP binding; tRNA (guanine(46)-N7)-methyltransferase activity; ADP binding
Source: RefSeq, a predicted model, not a curated record